Molecule: messenger RNA, 571 nt
Organism: Cucurbita maxima (winter squash)
Lineage: Eukaryota; Viridiplantae; Streptophyta; Magnoliopsida; Cucurbitales; Cucurbitaceae
Exons: 1
Coding region: 28-438 (136 amino acids)
Source: RefSeq, a predicted model, not a curated record
UUGUUACGCAUAUGGGAGAGUGAGAGCAUGUCUCAUAAACGCCAUUAUGACAUCUCCAUGUCAAAGAGAACAAGAAAGCCAGCCAAAAUCCAAGAUGAGAUUCAAACCGGCACAUUGAACAAUGACGAUCAAUACGAGAAGUUUGGCACGAAAGGGUUCGAGAACAACGAUCAUAAAAGCUUAAAACAACUCAUCAAUGGGGAAGGGAAAACAGAAAUAGGGUCGGACGAGAGGAACCGAGAUAGGAACUCGCUCGGGAAACACUUUAGUGAGGAAGAGAUCAACGGUCUUCAAAUUGUGAAGAAACAACAUGAAGAUGGACUACAAGGAGUGAAGCUGAAAAAAGUGGUCGGAAAAUUUUUGAGAAAUUUGAUCAAAGGUGGUAGUGAUCAACACCAGCUAAUGAAGAAGGCAACUAGAAAAAAGAGUUUCCCCUAAUUCACAAUGAAGAGAAAGACAUUAUUUCUUAAUGAUUGUAUAUGAAACUAUAUAAUAUACAAUGUUUAUAUGUAUUGUAUAAAGUUUAUUGUUCCAGUUCUCUUUAUAUAUCACAUAUAGAUUUUAAACCUAA